CCUGCCAGGGUUGGUUGACCGAUCAAUGCGGAAAUGUGUCUGCGCAGCGGGUCGUGUGCGUGAUGUCCUUGCGUGCUGGAAUUUGGGCUAACCUCGACUGAAAACUCAGAAUUGUCUUUGUGGUGGUCACUGUUGUAUAAUAAACCUGAUUUGACUCGAAGAGACGAUCCGAUAUGCCUUUGCAUAAAUACCCGUCCAAAAUCUGGGACGUCCUGAAACUGAAGCAGGGCAUCUACGCUCGCCUCCCCAAACACUACCUCAAAUCCCUCGAACAGAAAGAGCCAACGCCCGUCCACUGGAGGCCUUUGGGAGUCCAGUAUCGUGCCAACCCCAAAACCGGGCUGAGGGAACGGGUCCAGGAUGUCCCGAUACCCAUCUUCUACCCUCCACCCGCGCAGGACGGCCUGUGGGGGGGAGAAGGCUGGAUAUCAGGCUUCAGAUACGCCAAUAACGACAAAAUGUCGAAUCGUCUGAGGAAGACCUGGAAACCGCAGCUGUUCAAGAGAGAGCUGUACAGCGAGAUCCUCGACCACACGUUCACCAUCACAGUCACGGCGCGCACUCUGAACCUCAUCGAUGCUGCCUUCGGGUUUGACUUCUACAUUCUCCAGACACCAAAGGAAGACCUGAACUCCAAGUUGGGGAUGGACCUCAAGAGGGCCAUGUUGAUCCGCCUGGCACGCAGGAACACGGAGCUUUACCCCUCUGACCCCGUGAAACAAGAGAAGGUCUACAACAAAUACAAGCACUUGGAGAUCCCAGAGGAGGAGGCGGAGUGGUUGGGCUUGAGUCUGGAGGAGGCCGUGGAGAAACAGAGGCAGCUGGAGCACAAGGAGCCGCAGCCUCUGUUUGAGGCCUGCGUGGAGGAGCUGUUGGAGGGGCUGCAUGUCCAGAAACUCUCUGAGCCGCACCUCGUAGAGAACAAGUGACGAAGUGAACCGUCUGAGCGGGACAGAGGCAGCUUUUCAGACUGAAAUACUAAGUAGGUGGAGCUUUCAAUCUUCUCCAGAUGGUGGUGGGAGUCGGACACAGCUUGUGAAACCUUUGCACCCGAGCGAAGCAUCCCGCAGUUUCAGCUUGCGUCUCCAUCCGAAAGCGACACAAAGGUGGAAAAGACACAAAUGACGAGGUCAUGUUGGAGCAACGCUUAUCUAUUUUCCUCUACACAAGACAUUUUAGGAGUGGGGAGAAAAGGCCUCCGUUAGUUUGAAUACUCCUUGACCAACAGUGAUAUCAGGUCAUUUUAACGGAUAUCCAAAAAAUAAAAGAUGACGAUUUUCUUCUUAAA
This is a messenger RNA of Pungitius pungitius (ninespine stickleback), 1288 nucleotides long. RefSeq names its product mitochondrial ribosomal protein L28 (gene mrpl28). Lineage: Eukaryota; Metazoa; Chordata; Actinopteri; Perciformes; Gasterosteidae. The record is from RefSeq and is a predicted model, not a curated record. The transcript has 6 exons. Gene Ontology annotation, cellular component: mitochondrial large ribosomal subunit. Gene Ontology annotation, molecular function: structural constituent of ribosome. Bases 174 to 929 code for a protein of 251 amino acids.